AUGGGCAGUGCAUCAUGGGACGGUGUGCAAAAUGGCUGCGCCCUGUAGGAGCGAAUGUGUUUUAAUGCUAAUCGGUAAAACUAGAAUAUCUGAGGUUGGAGUCAUAUCCUAGCAAUGUCUCGUAUUUGAACUUACCAUACAAUUAUUACAACACGUGUACCUCAACUAAGAAGAUGACAUCUGGAAAAACGCCAUCGGGAAAGACAAUCCUUCACCACAUCAAGUUUGAGAAUUUGGUCGGCGGAAUGGCUGGCGGCAUAGUUUCCACGGCCGCACUACAUCCGUUAGAUCUGGUGAAAGUGCGAUUUCAGGUUGAUGAAGGGAUAGGCAUCACAAACCGACCCAAGUAUACAGGAUUAUGGCAUGCAUUUAAGACAAUUUUCAAGACAAGUGGACCACUGGGCUUGUAUCAGGGUGCUGUACCAAAUAUCACUGGUGCUGGAGCUGCUUGGGGGUUCUACUUCCUAUUGUAA
This is a messenger RNA of Lingula anatina, 473 nucleotides long. RefSeq names its product solute carrier family 25 member 32. Gene Ontology annotation, biological process: transmembrane transport; nucleotide transport. Lineage: Eukaryota; Metazoa; Brachiopoda; Lingulata; Lingulida; Lingulidae. The record is from RefSeq and is a predicted model, not a curated record.